AUGACCAAAUGCCUCGAUUGGGGACUCUUCUCAGGACCGCAACAUCGGCGAAUAUAUGUUAGAAGUAGUGAUGAUUCAGGCGGGGCAUGGGAAGCUGCGGAGAAAAAUCUGAAAGAUCGACUUGCUCCUAGCUCACUGAUAGAUCAGGUUCUAUUGCAAUUGACAUCUAUGCGCGGAUCACAAUUUCCUUGGGGUCACUUCUCAAAGCUGAAUCACAACAGUUUGGGCUGCGACAUGUUGAAAUUUUUGAUUUGUCAUAUCUAUUCAUUGACAGUCUUGGCGGGAUUGCUUUACAUGGAGAAACUGUCAACCACUUCAACGAUUCAAUCUUUUGUUUUUUUUGGACGAAAUGUAUCCCUGCCCACCAUCGUAUUUAUGGCGCGAUUCAUGAGCACCCCGAUUCUACUGACGGGUCUUUGUGCUUCGUUCGAAGCUAUGAAUUCGGCCCUAGCGGUCCUCGCCCACCUCACACAUCCACUUCUUUGCCGACUUGGUUUCCCUGAUGUGAUUUGCGAGUUCGCCGACCCGGUUUACUAUCCGCCGCUCUUCGAAAAUGUCUUUGCGUUCAAUUCGUUAUCAGAAUUUUGGGGAAAGACCUGGCAUCAACUUUUCCGUCGGUCCUUCGUCGUUCUGGGAGCAUUCCCACUGGGUGGUAUGGCACGAGCUCUAGGAUUCAGCACUCAAGCCCAGAAGAUGGCGGGCUUUGUCGGCGCUUUCAUGGCUAGUGGUUUCAUGCACGCCUAUCCAUUCUUUCUAAUGGCAGAUCCCACCACCUCCCACGGGAAUGUUUCGCGACUAGAGAUAUUCUGCGUGUUCUUGUGCUUUGUAGUCCAAAGUUUAGGAGCUCUAAUUGAGCCGAUCUUGAUACCACUUAUACCCAAGCGUCUUGGCGGGGGAAGACUUUGGACAAUUUCCUUUCUCCUCCUGACUCUCCCACUGUUUUCUAUGGCAACCAACAAACCCGCAAGACUGUUCUCAAUUUUCAAGCCACUUGAUGAAUGGAGUAUCCACUAUCUCUUUCUUCCAGCAGUUCUUACCCCUAUCGUCCUCUGAAGUAGUCUUUUAUCCCAUUUUCCUCUGAAGUAGUUUCUUAUUCUUUUAUUUUGUGAAGAAGUCGAACCCGUUGUGAUUUAUUACCUUUUGAUAUAAUAUUAAGUUAAGUAUACCGUUAAAAACUUGUGAGAUCUCAUUCCAUUCUCAACUAGCCUGUGGACUUGUUAGUUACCUAAAAAUAGAAUUAUUCUGUGCUUUCCAAGGAUUACAAUCACAAAGGAACAAUUAUAAAGAUCG
Puccinia graminis f. sp. tritici CRL 75-36-700-3 is the source of this 1290-nucleotide messenger RNA. RefSeq lists its product as uncharacterized. NCBI's taxonomy places the organism in Eukaryota, Fungi, Basidiomycota, Pucciniomycetes, Pucciniales, Pucciniaceae. The record is from RefSeq and is a predicted model, not a curated record. Gene Ontology annotation, biological process: lipid metabolic process. Bases 1 to 1053 code for a protein of 350 amino acids. The transcript is spliced from 3 exons.